AUGGACCUCGAGUUCCUCAAAUAUUUGAUCCUUCAACUGCUUCUAUUAUUGGGAUCUUUCCUAUAUCUAUACCGGCAGACUUUCACCUUGGAGUACGAGCAGUGGAGCCAGGAAGAAGUAUUCGAUUACACCGAGAAGAAGGGGUUGGCCAUGAAUGGUCUUGACUUUAAACGAAAUAUUCGUUCGGUGUCCGGCAAUCCCAUGCUGGAUUUGGUGCAGCAGACAGAAACCAGCGAGGGCCUACGAUCAGUAUGCUAUCCAUAUUUGUGGAAACAAUGA
This is a messenger RNA of Penicillium samsonianum, 279 nucleotides long. RefSeq lists its product as uncharacterized. The record is from RefSeq and is a predicted model, not a curated record. The transcript has a single exon. The coding region runs from base 1 to 279 and encodes 92 amino acids. NCBI's taxonomy places the organism in Eukaryota, Fungi, Ascomycota, Eurotiomycetes, Eurotiales, Aspergillaceae.